AUGACGCUCCGACUCUCUGGAAAGAGAGAGGGAGGGAGGGAAGGUGGGGGCUGCUCAGGUGCGCCCUGCUCAGGUGUGUGCCUCCUCCUUCCUCUCUCCCUCCUUUCCUCCGCAGGUGAGGCCAUCUUGUGCUACAACUGCACCAGCCCCACCGGCUACAACUGCAGCACCGCCCAGCAGACCUGCCCUUCCUCGGUCAACAGCUGCAUCACCAUCGCCCGCAUGGAGCAUGCAGGGGACCAGGACUUUGAAAACCCAACCUAUGAGAAGAAGUGCAAUUCAGAUGACCGCCUCUGCAACCAGUUCUAUGGGCUGCAGGCCGGCGAUUUCCACAUGCGCUGGAACUCCAGCUGCUGCCGCUUUGACCGUUGCAACUCCCAGGAAGUCAUUGUGCAAAGAGCAUCCCAGAGGCCCAACGGGGUCCGCUGCAGCUCCUGUUUUUCUCGGGGCACGAACUUCUGCUCAAACCAGACACGCGUCGCCUGCACUGGGCUCCUGACGCACUGCAUCCACUUCUCCACCUCUGCAAUGAAAGAAGAAUUUGAGGAUGAGCAGGUCACCUUCAUGGGAUGCGCCACCAAGAACUUUUGCGACAUGGGAGCUGUGGCCCUCUUCGCCUCCAGCCGGAACGUGGUGGUCAAGGACAACGUGUGCAGCCGAGGGCCGGGCCCCUUGACCCCGAGUGGUGGGGCCCUCUCCCUGCUGACCGUGCUGCUGCUGUCCCUCUGGGAUCUCUAG
Messenger RNA from Anolis sagrei ordinatus, 738 nucleotides. The record is from RefSeq and is a predicted model, not a curated record. Lineage: Eukaryota; Metazoa; Chordata; Lepidosauria; Squamata; Anolidae.